Molecule: messenger RNA, 2697 nt
Organism: Sesamum indicum (sesame)
Lineage: Eukaryota; Viridiplantae; Streptophyta; Magnoliopsida; Lamiales; Pedaliaceae
Product: ubiquitin interaction motif-containing protein
Biological process (GO): protein K48-linked deubiquitination
Molecular function (GO): cysteine-type deubiquitinase activity; K48-linked deubiquitinase activity
Source: RefSeq, a predicted model, not a curated record
CGUCCUACCUGGAAAAUUUCCGUUACUAUUUUCAAUUUUUAAAACCCUAGUAUUUUUCUUGAUUCGACAAAUUCUUUCUGGAUAUAUAUAGGGUGAAUUGAUUUUUCUUUUUUGCGCGUUUGUGAUUGUUCUGAGUGAGGAUUUCUUCUUGGCAUUUAUACGGCCGUAUACAGCUGUAUAGAAGACUCGAGUUGGAAUCUUGUAUGGAAACCCUAAUUGUUGUAUUAAAGCUCGAUUCUUGGGUUUAUUAGUCAAAUUUGAAGCUGUUAAUUUUCAGAUUUGAGAUUGAAUAUUCGCUUGAUCUGUAUCAAUGGCGAAUCAAGAAGAUGAGGAUUUGAAGAUGGCGUUGAGGCAGAGCAUGCAGCAGCACGAAUCGCCGGAGCCAAAGAGGAGUAAACCCAGGGAGAAUUCCGGCGCGGGAGGGGGGGCGCCGCAGCCGGAGGAGUCUCCGGAGGUUAGGAGCCGCCGCAUACAGCGGGAAUUAAUGGCUGCCGCUGCUGCCGCAACAGCGGCCGAGAAUGUGGAGAGUGGGAGGGAUGUGAGAAUAGAGAAGCAAAUGACGGAGGUUAAAAGUGCUGCAGUGAAGAAUGUGGAGGGUGUGAAGGAUGUGAAAAUUGGGGGUUUAGAAGGUGACAGCAAAGGUAAAGGUGUCAAUCUGGAGAAAGUUGAGGGUAGAAGUAGCAUUUCUGGCACCUCCAUAUCGGUCUUGGAGGCUGAGAAGCUCUUCUUUAUGAUUUUUGGGAAUCGAGUUAGUAAGGAUGUACUUGCACAAUGGAGCAAUCAGGGUAUUAGGUUUAGUACUGAUGUGGAGACAUCUAUGGGGUUAGUGCAACAUGAAGGUGGGCCCUGUGGCGUGUUAGCAGCAAUACAAGCUUAUGUACUCAAGUAUCUUCUGUUUUCUCCAGAAGAAUCCAGUAGUAUUGCACCAAACAUGUCAUCAAGUUUGUCUAUCAGAAGAGUGACCAAUAAUGAAUCUGUUGGAGAUAUUUUCUCGUUUUCAGAAGGAAAAAAAUCAAGAGCCUUGGUAAGGAGUAUGACUGAGAUACUCUUUUUAUGCGGACGUAAUGAAAGAGCAGUACUAGCAUCUUUGAAUGUUCUGGAUGGUGUUUCUAUGGAGCGCGUGAAUGGUUCGGAGGAUGAGGUCAUUGCUAAAGUACUAGGAGGUCUUUCUGUUGAAUCUGGGUCUGACUUGCAGAAGGUUCUGAGAGUUGAUACCUGCACUUCGCGGUCGAGUGCACUUCAGAAGCUUGAAUCUAUGCUUCCUAUAUUCCGAAGUCGUAUGGGAGCAUUGCUUUUCCUAAUAUCCGCCUUGUUGUCCCGAGGACUGGACAAUGUUCAAGAGGACAGGGAUGAUCCAAGUCAACCAUUAGUGACUGCUCCCUUUGGACAUGCAUCACAGGAAAUUGUGAACCUAUUACUCUCUGGGAGUUCUGUUGCUAACGUGUUCGACGGGAAGAUGGACUUGGGCGGUGGCAUGUUUGUAAAGGGCAUCUCGACAACUGUGGAAGUUGGAUUCCUCACUCUUUUAGAGUCCCUUAACUUUUGUAAGGUUGGCCAGUAUCUUAAAUGUCCAAGAUGGCCCAUAUGGGUGGUUGGAAGUGAAUCCCAUUAUACAGUUUUAUUUGCUCUUGACCCAAAAGUCCAGGAGGAGAAUGAACUGGAAAAUAGAGAGACUCAAAUACGAAGAGCUUUUGAUGCCCAAGAUCAAAGUGGAGGUGGUGGUUUCAUCAGUGUUGAAGGCUUCCAUCAAGUUAUCAAGGAAACCAACAUUAACCUUCCGUCAGAGAAGGUUGCCCAUCUUUGUAGUACAGGUUUUAUUGUAUGGAGUGAAUUUUGGCAGGUUCUCCUGGAUUUAGACAAAAGUUUAGGAGGCUUGAAGGAUUCAACUGGAUUGAUGGGAAAGAAGGUGUUUGAUCUUUACCAUUUUAACGGCAUUGCAAAAUCAGUUGCCAAUGGCAGCCAUGGAUUUGGAAAUGAAAAUCCAAUACAGCGACCUAGACUAACAAAGUUGAGGGUUUCAGUUCCCCCGAGGUGGACACCUGAGGAAUUCAUGGCCGAUAUCCCAGUGAGCUCAGGCUUAGGUACAAAUCAAUCUGGUGGAGUGGAGAACUCAAGCGAAGUAUCUAAACCUCAACCUGCUCAACAUGCGCCCUUGGUUGAUUGCAUCAGAACACGUUGGCCUCGUUCUGUUUGCAAUUGGGAAGGGGACGCACCUAGCAUUGUCUGAUCGCUUUUUGAUUUCCCAUAAUGGUUGGGUGUGAAUUCUUGUAUCAUUGACGGGGUAAGAGAUGGCUCUCUGGCAGUUUUGGGUUAGAGCUUCCCAUGAGUGAAAAGUGUUGAAUCUGAUUGCUACUAUUCAUGAGAGAUGCAAAACUACAAUUUUUCAACUGUGCUGUGACAUUUAGAGUUUAAUGUGAUUUGGUGUUUGUCCAAUUGUCGGGGGGAAAAAGGACAUAUGUGAAUUUUAUUACUCUAACUUUCGAGUUAAGAAUUAUAGAGUACAUACCUUUGGUGUUGGUGGGUAUUGAUUAGGAAGGUGUUAUGAGAAAGUGGGCACAUCAACACAUCUUAGAGGUCAGUGUUUGUUGUUGUAAGUUAGAGCCCUUUCUCGGUCCAGUAUUGUUGACCAAACAACUUUCUUCUUGUCUUAGUACACCUAUUUGUUAAAGUUUUCAAUGGAUGUCGUCAAUUGUUAUA